UUCAUGAGCUUUUAUUAUCUGGUUUCACAAAAGUUAUUUCAGUAAAACAAGUUUUUUUCUUUACUAAUAACACCUAUCAUUUCUUGGAUCUGCUGUGCAAGUAUCAAUUAUCAGAUCAAACAUGUUGAGAAUCACAAAUGAUGGAAACCUAGUAAUCUCAGCAUGUUUACUGCUAUGUUUAAUGGCACAAAACCCAUGCCCUUCCAUUGGAACAGACACACUUUCCAAAGGAGAUUACAUCACAGAGAGCCACACCUUAAUCUCAAAAGAUGGCAUCUUUGAACUGGGAUUCUUCACUACUUCCUCACACAACACCUAUUUAGGCAUUUGGUACAAAGAUUUUCCAAACAAAACUGUAGUUUGGGUGGCUAACAGAGAGCAUCCAUUGCCCAACACUUCAGGUUUGAAGCAGCUCAAACUAGCUCCAAAUGGCAACCUAGAGUUGUACCAUGAUCUUGAUCCCUUCUGGUCCACAAGUUUGAUCCCAACUCUGCCAGAAACUGUUGAAGCAGUGCUUCUUGAUGAUGGGAAUCUCAUCUUAAGAGAUGGAUCAAAGCCAGGUAGAAUAUUUUGGCAGAGUUUUGAUCACCCUACUGAUGCUUGGCUGGCUGGAGCUGGGCUUGGCAGAAGGCAGCGUCUCGUCUCUUGGAAAAGCACCGAUGAUCCAUCUCCGGGACCCUUUUCUAUGGAGAUGUCUAGUGAAAAGCCUCAUUCUUUCUUCUUGAUGUGGAAAAUGUCAACUGUGUAUUGGAGGAGUGGAGAUUGGAAUGUAUCUGUGUUCAGCUCAGUUCCUGAACUGAGCUACUUGUACAAUUUCAGCUUUCCUGCAAAUGAAUAUGGAACUUACAUAAGAUAUUCUGUGUUGAAUCCUGCUGUCUUCUCCAUGGUUGUGUUGGAUUCAUCAGGAAACUUAAUGCAGCUUACAUCUCUGCGAAGCAAACGGAAUUGGAGCACCACUUUUCAACUACCUGAAGAGCCAUUUUGUGGAGAUUGUGGGGAAAAUGGAAAAGGAAGAAAGAAGAUGGUGGAGGUGAUCAUCGCAGUGGUGGUUCCGGUGGUGUUGGUUUUCUCCGGAGGCGUUCUGGGCUGCUUCUACACCAGGAGGAACAAACACAAAGAAGGCAAGGAAGAUGGAGAGGAUCUUUUGUCGUUCGAAUUCGAGCUUAAUGUGAAGCAGCCAUCCUAUGAUGGAACAAGGAAUGCCAACACACAAUUUGAUUUGCCAAUGUUCAAUUAUGCAAGUGUUUCUGCUGCAGCUAACAACUUCUCACCAGAAAACAAGCUUGGAGAGGGAGGAUUUGGACCAGUUUACAAGGGCAAAUUACUGAAUGGACUAGAAGUGGCCAUGAAGAGGCUCUCAAAGAAAUCCAGACAAGGCUUUGAGGAAUUCAGAAAUGAAAUCUUGUUAAUCGCAAAGCUCCAGCACAGAAACCUCGUUCGCCUCUUGGGCUGCUGCAUUCACCCUGAUGAGAGCAUACUCAUCUAUGAGUACAUGCCUAAUAAGAGUCUAGACUUGUUCCUUUUUGACUCAACCAAACAAGAGUUGCUAGAUUGGCCAACACGCGUUGGCAUUGUUGAAGGGAUUGCUCAAGGGCUCCUCUAUCUCCAUGAAUACUCGAGGGUGCGCAUCAUUCAUAGAGAUUUGAAGGCGAGUAACAUUCUCCUAGAUGCUGAAAUGAACCCCAAGAUUUCAGAUUUUGGCAUGGCGCGUAUCUUUGGAGGCAAUGAUUCGCUGGCUCAGACGAAUAAGAUUGUUGGAACAUAUGGCUAUAUGGCUCCUGAGUAUGCAUUGCAAGGCCUAUCUUCCAUAAAGUCUGAUGUGUUCAGUUUUGGAGUUUUGGUUCUUGAGAUUAUAAGUGGCAAGAAGAACACUGGCUUCUACCAAACUGACUCUCUCAAUCUUCUUGGAUAUACAUGGGAUCUGUGGAUUUCGGGCAGAGGUGUGGAACUGGUGGAUGAUAUGGUGGGAUCUCCGGCGGCGGCUUCGACGGCGUUGAGGUACAUAAAUGUGGGACUUUUGUGUGUGCAAGAAAAUCCCAAUGAGAGACCAAACAUGUCUAGUGUGGUGUCCAUGCUUAGCAGUGAGAUUGCAGCUCUUCCACCACCCAACAAGCCUGCAUUUGCUGUUGCAACAAGUUCCAGCAGCUCAUUAGAUGUAAAACAUUCUGUCAAUGGCUUAACUGUGUCAACUAUUGAGCCCAGAUGAGAAAAUGAUGAUGAUGGUCGUGCGCUGAUUGGUAUGAUGAAAUGGAAUGAUGGUGGAAUGGAAUGGAAUGAAGAUGGGAAAGGAAUGACAAAACUUAUGUGAUUUCUAUGCUUGGUAUGCACAACGAAUACAAUAAGAAUGAAAUUUUGAUUCUUUAUUGGAUUUCAA
Salvia miltiorrhiza (redroot sage) is the source of this 2374-nucleotide messenger RNA. Its product is annotated as receptor-like serine/threonine-protein kinase SD1-7. The coding region runs from base 122 to 2206 and encodes 694 amino acids. The transcript has 7 exons. Lineage: Eukaryota; Viridiplantae; Streptophyta; Magnoliopsida; Lamiales; Lamiaceae. The record is from RefSeq and is a predicted model, not a curated record. Gene Ontology annotation, molecular function: protein serine/threonine kinase activity; ATP binding. Gene Ontology annotation, biological process: protein phosphorylation; recognition of pollen.